AUGGCCGGCGCAUCGAACAGGUGCGUACAAAGCUGUAAUGUGACAUACAUCUGGUCUGGGAGCGGUGUAAAGGCCGAGAUUGCUAUUACACGCGAUGAACGGAAGAUAAUUGUACUGCAGCUGCCCGACUGCUGCAUGAUACCAUCGUGGUCUGGAUCGCUGCCAGCCCGCAGGAGGUUGAAUGCAUGGUGCAUCGUUGGGCUGAAAGGAAACAGGUCAUGCAUCAUCCAGAUUGCAGAGCAGUACACACUGUCGACGACAUGGAUCGGUGCAGGAGAAUUAAAUGUCACGAUCGAAAUCGCAAUUUUCAGGCCCUCCGAAGCGCCGAAUCUGAUCUUAUCAGACCCGACAUCUCCGCAAGACCAUCCUGACUGCCCGCCCGCCCGCCACUUAACCAAGCGAAAAACGCCUCUCCCACGAUGUUCGCUGCACGUUCGCAUCAGCUUAUCUUGCAUAGCUGAAACCAAUCGACUGGCAGUAGCAGCAUCACCACGGCACAAAAACAGCUUACGUGCCGAGCGAGACCCACCACUAUGGAUUCCUCGCGUUCCGCCAGUUGGGCCUUCCUCCUCUCCGCGCCCAGCAUAA
Messenger RNA from Pseudovirgaria hyperparasitica, 588 nucleotides. RefSeq lists its product as uncharacterized. The transcript has a single exon. The coding region runs from base 1 to 588 and encodes 195 amino acids. NCBI's taxonomy places the organism in Eukaryota, Fungi, Ascomycota, Dothideomycetes, Acrospermales, Acrospermaceae. The record is from RefSeq and is a predicted model, not a curated record.